CUGUGAACCGUUGUCUAUGAAAUAAAAGUGAAUAAAAUACGGCGCGGGCGAAAAAUUGUAUUUUACCGGGCGGUGUUUAGUUUUGUCGAAACGUUACGUUUAAUUUGAUUUCAAGCAUGGACGAAACAGUAUUAUUACCUUCACCGAACUGGUUUCUUGUUUCAAAUUUGGCCGUAAGCUCUGAUGGGUGGCUUAUUUACGGUGGCCCGUCUAAAAGUCUUUGUGUUUUGGAGCCACGAAAGGCAGAUGAAGGAGUAAUUGCUUCAAAUGAAAAAUAUCAGGCUCAUGUGGUUCUCAGGGCACAUUCCGAACGGAUUGUAGCAGUGAAUAUUUCGCCGGAAUGGUCAGAAAAAAGGACCUUACUCACCGGCAGUCAAGACGGAGUGGUCAAACAAUGGAUUUUAGAAACUGUUAACAAUAGGAUUAAAAUCAAAGCUCAAAAUGUCAAUGAUGUACACCAAGCAGAACAAGAAGAUGUAGUUGGAGUAGGUUACAGUAGUUCAACGAUGGCCAUAUCAGUUGGGGGUUACAGUAACGUAGUGAAAUGGGACUUGUCUUCCAAUGUAACCACAGGAUACCCUCACUUAAUUAAGGGCUUGAAGCCAACCUGCAUGGCUUGCUCACCUCAUUUGCAAUUACAUGUCGCUGUGGGAACAAAGCAGGGUGUCAUCUUUGUUUUGGAUCUUCAUGAAAAAGGAAGUAUAUUAUAUAAAGUUAGAAGCCAAGAUGAAGAGGUAGCAAAUCUAAGCUGGUGUCCACAAUAUGAAGUGACUGUUAAGAAAACAUUUAAAGAGACCAAAUCAUUCCUAACAGACAGGCUAGCAUCAAUAAGAAGUGAAGGCACAAACUCAAAAACAAAAGAAACAAAUGUUCUGGAACAAUCCGGUAUUGGUAAAACCCUUCCAGAUGACAGUUUUGAUGACUCAAUAGUGCAAGAAGAUGAUACCUUUGAUAUUUAUGCUGACCAUGAGGCUGAAGAGUUUGGUCACAAAAAGUAUGUACCAGAAGAUAUUGUGGUUAAGGUAAAGAAGGAGAAAGCUGCUGAUGUUGAUUAUUUGGCUGAAUGUUUGAAACUCAAAGAGGAGAUAUUAAGAAGGAAGAAUCAAACUGAACCGAGUAUUGAGUCACUGGUUGAUGCGUUGGAUAAGACUCAUGUUGAAACUGCUAAUCUGGCUGAUACUGAAGUAGAUAGUGCACAAACGCAGGCUGAAAGUGUUGAGGCAAGCACUAGUAAGGCAAAAUGUGAUAAUACUGAUGCCAAAGUCGCUAACGAAUCUAGUCACUAUCACAAACAUCUACUUGCUUCUAUAGGAAAAAAUGGAGGUGUUCGAGUAUGGUCUAAAUCUGGUCAGCUAGUUAGCUCUAGUAUUGUUAAUGCCUCUCAAAAAACAGUCAAGAAAGGGCCUGUUGCUUCUACAAUUCUCUGGUACAAAGCAGAUACUUUGCUCAUUGUUGAUCCCAAGAGUCAACUGAUGGAGACUAAUCCACUACAAAUUAACAACAAGAACAAACUGGCUUGCCAAUUAGUUCAUCAACAACACAAGCGUGGUAUGUACUGCAUAGUCACGAAUGCUCCUCGCGUACAAACUGAGACAACGGUACCUUCAGACGAUUGGUCGGUCUGGUCAGCCUCUCAAGACCGCAACAUUAUACGAUAUUGUUUGAAGAGUAAGAAGUCUUUAGCGGUCCAUUCAACUUGUGGUGGUUUCUUAUAUACGGUGUUGAGUUGCCCGUAUGAUGCUGGGAAAGUGGCAGUAAGCGUGGGCGACGGUACAAUUCGCGUGCUAGAGAUGGCGACCCUACCUGAUGACGACACAAAGUUAACAGUUCCUAGCGUCGUGUCCUACUGGCAGAAUGUUCAAGGCAAAGUGCUGACUAUCGCCUGGCAUCCGACGAGAGAGAAUUUACUAGCUUUCGCUACGGGAGAGGCUAGGGUAGGGCUGCUAGACACGGGCGGUCGCUACGAGCGGCCGGGCCGCGUGCUGCACCCGGGGCUGAGCAAGGCGGUGUACUCGCUGUGCUGGGGGGACGGCAUGUUACUAUGUACUACAGUAGGGCUGCUAGACACGGGCGGUCGCUACGAGCGGCCGGGCCGCGUGCUGCACCGGGCUGAGCAAGGCGGUGUACUCGCUGUGCUGGGGACGGUAGGGCUGCUAGACACGGGCGGUCGCUACGAGCGGCCGGGCCGCGUGCUGCACCGGGCUGAGCAAGGCGGUGUACUCGCUGUGCUGGGGACGGUAGGGCUGCUAGACACGGGCGGUCGCUACGAGCGGCCGGGCCGCGUGCUGCACCCGGGGCUGAGCAAGGCGGUGUACUCGCUGUGCUGGGGGGACGGCAUGUUACUAUGUACUACAGUAGGGCUGCUAGACACGGGCGGUCGCUACGAGCGGCCGGGCCGCGUGCUGCACCCGGGGCUGAGCAAGGCGGUGUACUCGCUGUGCUGGGGGGACGGCAUGUUACUAUGUACUACAGUAGGGCUGCUAGACACGGGCGGUCGCUACGAGCGGCCGGGCCGCGUGCUGCACCCGGGGCUGAGCAAGGCGGUGUACUCGCUGUGCUGGGGGGACGGCAUGUUACUAUGUACUACAGUAGGGCUGCUAGACACGGGCGGUCGCUACGAGCGGCCGGGCCGCGUGCUGCACCCGGGCUGA
This is a messenger RNA of Helicoverpa armigera (cotton bollworm), 2651 nucleotides long. RefSeq lists its product as uncharacterized. Gene Ontology annotation, cellular component: SMN complex; nucleus. Lineage: Eukaryota; Metazoa; Arthropoda; Insecta; Lepidoptera; Noctuidae. The coding region runs from base 117 to 2651 and encodes 844 amino acids. The record is from RefSeq and is a predicted model, not a curated record. Gene Ontology annotation, biological process: spliceosomal snRNP assembly. Gene Ontology annotation, molecular function: mRNA 3'-UTR binding; protein binding. The transcript has 14 exons.